AGCUGUAGGAGGUACCUGUGAAAAGAAAAACAAGGAAUAUCUCUCUGAUUUCAUCAACAGAAGUGUGUGGGUUUCCGAAAUAUCCUACAAGUGGUGAUGCGAUGGUUUAGAGGAGCAGUUUUGGUUGAUUCUUCACAUCACGCCCGCCUGACGACGCUGUAAUAUCCUCCGCGCCUCAUCUUCAGACAGCUGUGGACGCUUUCUGCAGGGGAGAUGGCUGUUUUCCGGCUCUCGUUGCUGCUGCAUGUGGGCUUUGUGAUCGGGUCGAACCGCUUAGACGCUGACCGGUCAACCAUCGGGGCAUCACCGGCGGAAAAGAUCCCAGGCGCUCGGCUGGCGCGUCUCCGCGCACCUCGCCUUGCUCCCGGAGAGAAAUCAGAAGAUCAUCUGCCCCGGGUGGUCACGGCUUUCUUACAUACGGGGGAUUCGACCACCUUAAAGCACGCCAACUGCUCAAGAAAGUACGAGCUCACCUCUCUGAUGCGGGGAAGGUCACACGAAACCCCGCAUUACUCCAUGAGCGGCGUGCUGGAGACGGUGCUGCACGCCACUAACUUCCUUAACAUGAUCCUACAAGCCAACAGGUCCAAGGAGCACAACCUGCGGAGGGACAUCGAGUGGUACCAUGCACUGGUGAGGAGCAUCCUGGAAGGGGACGCUAAGAUCCACCGGGCGGUGGUCACUUUUGGUGGGGAAGCGUCGCUCGCGGGGCCCCCGGUGCUUCUCCAAGCCACCAGGGCCGACGGGGAGAUUGUGCUCCAAGACCUCUCCCGCAUGGCGCACCGUCAUCUGCACAACCGCACCGCAGAUACGGAGUGGUACCACGGGAUGAAGGAAAAGAAGGAGCCUAUGUUCCACAGAAGGGUUCUGAACAAGCGAGGCAGAUCUCCAGAAAUUGCAGAGAGUUUCAUCCCGGACAGAACGCACGUCAAGUGGUCUGCGCCUUUUCUGGAGUGCGAGAAUGGGAAUUUUGUUCCCCGCUGGCUUCUGACCUUAUCAGCUGCUUUUUACGGUCUAAAGUCCAACUUGGAUCCAGAGUUCAGGGGUGUGGUGCGGGUGGACGUUAAUCUACAGGAUGUUGAUAUCGACCAGUGCUCCACUGACGGUUGGUUUGCUGGAACCCAUCGAUGCAACCUGACCACUAUGGAGUGUCUGCCCCUCCGUGGUCAUGGGUUCGUCCUGGACAAGUACCAGUGUCAGUGUAAGAGAGGAUUCUACCACCCCAACAGAGUGGCAGUCAAUGGUUUCACAAAGCCUAGGAGAAAAGGAAAAGCUGAAGAUGGUGGUCCUGGUGAAGAUGAAGGAUCCCCUAGUGACUGCUUGCCUUGCCAGCAGGGCUGUACCUUCUGUAAAGACAACUCUCCCUGUGUGGCAUUAGAGGACGGUGCUCUUCGCUUGGCUGUGCUGUCCUUUCAGUGUCUCUGCAUGCUGAUUGUCUUCAUCAGCAUGGUCCUCGUGUACCACUUUCGCAGGAAUAAGAGCAUCAGAGCGUCAGGUCUCGUCCUGCUGGAGGCAAUUCUCUGUGGAGCCAUCCUUCUCUACUUCCCGGUUGGGAUUCUCUACUUCCAUCCGAGUAUUUUCCGCUGCAUCCUGCUGCGUUGGGUUCGACUUCUGGGCUUUGCCACCGUCUACGGAACACUCACUCUCAAGCUCUACAGGGUGCUGAAGGUUUUCCUAUCCCGGACAGCUCAGAGGAUCCCCUAUAUGACCAGCUGGCGAGUGAUGCGCCUGCUGGCCAUCAUCCUGCUCAUCGUCUGUUGGUUCCUGGUGGCUUGGACAUCUGCCGUCUGUCAGAACCCAGACAGGAAGUUGGCCCUCAUUGAUGUAGGCUACACGCCCGAUGGUAGUCAGUUCGGCAUGUGCCUCCUGGACCGCUGGGACUACAUGAUGGCUGUUGCUGAAUUCCUCUUCCUGCUGUGGGGCGUGUACCUUUGUUACGCCGUGAGGACCGUGCCCUCGGCGUUCCAUGAGCCUCGAUACAUGGCCAUUGCUAUUCACAACGAACUUGUGCUUUCAUCUAUCUUCCACGUAAUCAGGUUCACUCUUGCUCAUGAACUCCAUCCAGACUGGAUGCUGCUGCUGUUCUUCACUCAUACCCACCUGACUGUGACAGUUACUCUGGGUCUGCUGCUUAUUCCCAAGUUUCUGUUUGCUGGGACCCACAUGAGAGAUGAUAUAGCCUCUGAAGCCUACGAGGAUGAGCUGGACAUGGGUCGGUCUGGGUCCUACCUCAACAGCAGCAUUACUUCAGCAUGGAGCGAGCACAGUCUGGACCCUGAGGACAUUCGGGAGGAGUUGAAGAAAUUAUACUCCCAGCUGGAAAUUUACAAAAGAAAGAAGAUGCUUGCAAAUAAUCCUCAUCUGCAGAAGAAACGAAGCUCCAAGAAAGGUUUGGGGCGCUCACUGAUGAGGCGCAUCACUGAGAUUCCCGAAUCCGUUCAUCGGCAGUGCAGCCGGGAAGACAAAGAGUUGGGGGACCAUGGGAGUAAUCGUAACAGCAUCUGCAUGCUGAAAAAGAACCCCUUGGAUCAAAGUCAUCAAAUGAAACCAACCAAGGACGAGACAUUAAAGAACAAGGUCUUCUCCUUGAAGAAGUCCCACAGCAGCUACGACCAUGUUCGGGACCAGAAUGAGGAUGGUGAUAGAACUGCGACAGAGAAGAUGGAGAUGGCUACAACCGAAGGAUCAUUACUGGACACACUCAUGGGCAAAAAGCUGGUCAAAAAGAAGUCCAGUGACAAUAUAAAUGCACCAAGUGAAUCUACAGAGUCUGUUCCAUUAGUUUGCAAGUCAGCCAGUGCCCAUAAUCUUACUGCUGAUAAGAAACCAAUUCAUCCAAGAGCAUCCAUGCUACAAAAGUCUUUGAGUGUUAUUGCCAGUGCAAAAGAGAAAACGUUGGGCUUGACUGGAAAGACGCAAAGCUCCGAGGACAGCAAUAAAAAGAGUCAGCCAAAGAGCAAAGACACGAAGAUAAGCACAGAGACAGAAGAGGACUGUCAAACAAAGAUGAUUAUCAGCCAGUCGGUUGAGUACAAACAGAGUGCAUCAAAAGGCACUAUCAUGAAGCAGCCGGUGACCAGUAGCCAGCCAACAAUCUGCUCCGAUCCAGGGAGGGGAAAAGACCUUUACGAUGUCUCAGAAGUGUGUCCCUGGGAGUUGGAAGAUCUGCCAACUCCAUCAGAAAACAAGGUCCAAAAGCAUGUCUCAAUAGCACCCAAGGAAACUACAACUAUUCAUGGAGGCAGCACCAAAGGAAGCAAACAUCACAAGCAGAAGGCUUCUGAUCAGUCUCCAUCAAGUGGCAGGCAUUCAAAGGAGAGUCAGAAAACAACCGCUGUACGAGCUGAGGUGUGUCCUUGGGAGGAAGGAAGUGAGAGUCUCUCAGAAGGAUCAAGGCAACAAUUGUCUAGUCAGUCAAAGUCAAACAGGCCACAUUCUACUUUAGAAAGCUCCAAAACAAAGCGUACAGACAUUUGUCCAUGGGACUUUGAAGAGCAGCAAAAGACAUCAGAAAUGGCACUGUCUAAAGAAACAGCAAAGCAGAAAAAGACCACAUCCCCUGUCGAUGUUCGAGGGAGAACCUCCCUUUCAGAUACAUCCAAAAGGGCAGCAUCUUUGCACCUACCAACAACAAAAGCUGAAAUCUGUCCCUGGGACUAUGACAGUGCUGCAGUUUCACCAAACACUGACAGGACACCUAGUCCAGCACAAGCCCCCAAAUCUAAAGAAUACACCUCAAUAAAGAAAGGUACCACAUCCGACAGGACAGUUGAGAAAGAAAAGUCAAAAGACGCUGAAGACGAAAAAAGUUUAACAAAGGCUCAGGACAGAAAUAAAUCAGACAAACGUUUGAGCCAACAGAAAUUGUCUGAGGUUUGCCCAUGGGAUGCAGAGAGUCCACAGGAGGGUCUGCAGAUAGAAAAAAGGAAAAGUGCUAAUGUUGGAGCCGUCAAACCAAAGAAGGCUGAAGUUUGUCCAUGGGAUUUUGAGGACACUUCAAGUAAGAUGGGCUCUGAUAAAAGCUCUCCUUUAGAAAAGCAGAGCAAUCCAAAUCCAAAAGGUGCAGCUGCAAGUUCAGCUAAGAAAGAGGAUGUUUGCCCCUGGGAUUUUGAUGAGAGCAUAUCAAGCAAGAAGGCAUGACACUGAACAUAAAUGGACCACUUCAAUUAUAGUUAAUUUUUUUCUUUUUUUCACCUACAAAGAGUUAUAUAUUACCUUUUACUAUUUGUAUGGUAACUUGGAAGCAAAGUUAAUCCACAAGUUGCCUUCCUUUCAAAGGUUUUGUUCCAGUUUUACAUAUUUGGAAUAUGUACAAAAUGACAAAACUAAGUCAAAAAAGAGCAUUCCAGAAUAUUACAGGGAAAUUCCUGGAUAUAAAUUGUAUACCAAUUAUGCAAUCGUUUCACUUUAUAAGCAAUGUCAGACAUCAGCUUUUGCCAUCUCUGCUCUCCUUACUUUCAUUUUGCUGUCUCUUACGUGGGCUUACCCAGAUGUGACAACAUUUAGAAGAUAUUUUACAUUAGUUUACACGCAAUAUUUUCUCUCUGUUGUCACACGGAUGCAAUUUAGGUUGAAGUUUGAAACGAGGAUUUCAAAGCCAAAGAAUAGGGCAACCAUUGCAAAGGGUAUUGUUGGUCUUCAAUCUGUGCUUGGUUAUGAGUUUAUUUGUUGGACAAAAAAGGAGGAAAAUCCAUCUUUAGCACUUUAGCCAACAUCACCAAUUUACAGCUAAGUAACAAAAAUUGUCUUUCAUAUACAUUUUAUUAUUGAUUUAUUUCUUUAUUAUUGAUCUUGAUUUACAAUUUGAUCACAAGCAAUCAUACAUACAGCAUAUAUAAAUAUAUAUUUUUAGAUCUAUUUAAUUGUAGUUCUUUACAGAUUAAAAUGCUUCCAAGUCUGUAAAGAUGUACUUUAUGUGCCUAACUAUUAGCAUCGUCUUGUACCAGUCUGAAGGGAGAAAAAAAAAUUGCUUUUUUGUCUGGAUUUUGUCACAGUGAUCUAUAUUAACAGCAUGCACAGCCAGGUGCAGAGUAGCUGGACUCUACUUGUUUAUCAACUGACCAGUGCUGAUGUUUUAGCUAGCUCCCCCCAUUCAACAAUAUUUGUGCUCCUGUUUGCAUAUCCCUUAAAAGCUAAAAAAAAAAAAUGGUU
Molecule: messenger RNA, 5151 nt
Organism: Cyprinodon tularosa
Lineage: Eukaryota; Metazoa; Chordata; Actinopteri; Cyprinodontiformes; Cyprinodontidae
Gene: gpr158a
Product: G protein-coupled receptor 158a
Exons: 11
Coding region: 214-4140 (1308 amino acids)
Biological process (GO): G protein-coupled receptor signaling pathway
Cellular component (GO): membrane
Molecular function (GO): G protein-coupled receptor activity
Source: RefSeq, a predicted model, not a curated record